Molecule: messenger RNA, 793 nt
Organism: Trematomus bernacchii (emerald rockcod)
Lineage: Eukaryota; Metazoa; Chordata; Actinopteri; Perciformes; Nototheniidae
Product: sodium- and chloride-dependent GABA transporter 3-like
Exons: 2
Coding region: 183-509 (108 amino acids)
Biological process (GO): sodium ion transmembrane transport
Cellular component (GO): membrane
Source: RefSeq, a predicted model, not a curated record
AGUUGUUUGUUUAGAGAUUGAAAAUCUUUCUCAGCCUUGAGUGAAUCCACAUUUCUCCUGAGAACUGAUUAACCUCUCAGGCAGUUGCUCAUUACAUGAUACAGAAUCUGUUGUGAAUAUAAAGGCAGAGAGGACCUGGACACAAGGGAAUGGGACGAUUGGGUUCAGACUGAGCUUUCACAAUGACUUUGGAUAUGACGAAUAAAAAGAUUUCAACAAAAAACAAGCAAGUGGAGGAGAGAGGACACUGGGGCAGUAAGGUGGAGUUUCUCCUGGCUGUUGCGGGAAAUAUUGUCGGCCUGGGCAACGUGUUGAGGUUUCCCUACCUCUGCUACAAAAAUGGAGGAGGUGCCUUCCUGGUGCCAUAUCUGGUUUUUGUGGUGACCUGUGGAGUUCCCCUGUUUCUGCUGGAGACCACUAUAGGCCAGUACACCCAGGAGGGGGGCAUCACCUGCUGGAGGAAGUUGUGCCCACUGGCAGAAGGUAUGCUAUUUGGGACUUUUUUGUAGAUUAAAUAUUCACUGAAAAAAGUGGAAGAAGUAGCUGGUACUUUUGCUGUUUUAUUUUGGUAGUCACACAAAGGAGGGUUCAAACACAACUUAAAAGACCAAUUUUCCCUCAGAGCUCCGUAGACAAACAUUGACCACCUUUCAGUAUGUCCUCUGUGAAAAAUAUUAAUAUUUAAACGAGAGGUGGGAAAUCUUUUAGUUCUGUUGCUGAAUGUUUAUUUCAUUGAAAAUAGUUAGUGAUUUUUGUUGGUCCUAAGCUAGCUGUGUAAAAUCUUAGGAAUUGC